ACUUUACUUCAGACUAACAACAGGCUAAUAUGGCGGGUCUAGUAGCAAAGAAGUGCAUCACCCCUCUUGUUGUGAUCCGGAGGCUCACUUACCCAGAAUACGCAGCCCAGGCCGCCUACCACAAGAAGGUAGUGGACCACUAUGAAAACCCCAGGAAUGUUGGGUCCCUGGACAAGACCUCCAAGAAUGUGGGGACAGGAUUGGUCGGUGCCCCAGCUUGUGGAGAUGUGAUGAAGCUACAGAUUGAGGUGGACGAUCAGGGGAAGAUUGUGGAUGCCAGGUUUAAGACAUUCGGCUGUGGCUCUGCCAUUGCCUCCAGCUCCCUGGUAACGGAGUGGGUGAAGGGCAAAUCUAUCGCUGAAGCAAUGACAAUAAAGAACACAGACAUUGCCAAAGAGCUUUGUCUUCCCCCGGUCAAACUUCACUGCUCCAUGCUGGCUGAGGAUGCAAUCAAAGCUGCCCUCCAGGACUACCGUGUCAAGCAGCAAGACAUCGAGAUUGAGGCUGUUAAGGCCAGCAACUAAGGGCUUCACCCUUUAGUCCUGGACACCCCUGUACCUCAACCUGCAGUGAAGGGGACACUCAAAGUGUAGUCCUGGUUCCCUACCAUCCUUCUAUAAACAGGGCACCCUAAAUGAGUCCAGGUUAUAUCCACCUAUACGUACAGUAGAUAGCACAGUGUAUACAUACCAAGCCAUUGUGGCAUUAUAUGGUUGUCCAACCUUUACUCUGUAGCCUGUCACAUUAACGCACAAUGUUAGAGGACUGAUCGGGUGAUUGGUCAGCCUUCUUUCUUUCAGAGAGAUGUGAAUUGAGACGAGUUUUUGAGACAUGAGUGUUGGCUUUUGUUUGCGCUUUUUUAAAAUGGUUUUGCUGGUGUUCUCCACUGAAGACCGACUCAGUUGGCGGUGUUUGAAGUAUGGCACUUGUAAGGCUGUCUUGGUAUCGCGUUAUGUUCUGGAGUAAUGCGGUGUGGAAAAUGUAAUAUUUUAGCAAUCAUUGGAGGUUUGUGUUGUUUAUAGAGUGACUUUCAGACAUGCUUCCUGGUUGUAAUGCAGCAUAAUAAAAGUAUUGUUUCC
Molecule: messenger RNA, 1079 nt
Organism: Esox lucius (northern pike)
Lineage: Eukaryota; Metazoa; Chordata; Actinopteri; Esociformes; Esocidae
Gene: iscu
Product: iron-sulfur cluster assembly enzyme
Biological process (GO): intracellular iron ion homeostasis; iron-sulfur cluster assembly
Cellular component (GO): cytoplasm; mitochondrial matrix
Molecular function (GO): 2 iron, 2 sulfur cluster binding; ferrous iron binding
Source: RefSeq, marked provisional